AGGUUUUUCUCGGCAGCCCAUUUACAAUCGACUUCACAGGUCGGUGAACUCCGUAAACAAGAUACCUUGUUGCCCUCGUUUUUUUUAAUUUGUGUAUCCGUAACGCGACGCACUGAGCGUGCACCUGGUACUGUCGAGGAACGCAGACAUUCUUCUAGCAACUUACGAAAGCUCGCAUCAGAAGCAUAAAACGCGUUGUCUUGGCAUUUACUUUCAAUGUAUUCACAAUGCGACAUUUUAUAAAUCUCACCUGCAGUAGUGAGCUCUGUUCGAAAUCAAAACAACAUCUGUUCCUUUUCCAUCAGUAUUGUGGACGAAUAUGCAUUUCAAAAUGGAACACUGAUAACUCUCAGACUCCAUGAUUCAAAAUGAAUCGGAGGAACUGGAGAAAGAGAGCGUAUGAAAUCCUCUUCAGAUGUCUGAACAAUCGAGUGAUUUUAGCGGUGAGUUUGAUCUUCCUGAUGUCGAGCUUCCUGUACCUUUACUACACAGAGCUUCCGGUUCGAUACCAAAUAACUUACAGGGGAUCCAAACCACAUGUGUUUUUAUUCGAUAAGAAAUACUCCGUCAACAGGACAGAAAAGCGAAUUUUGUUGUGGACGAAGUUUCAUUUUGAUAUUAACUGGGUAAAACCUGUCAGGAAUAUUCUUGAUAAUUCUUGUGAUUUCAAGUGUUCAGUCACUGAUGACAGGUCUUCCAUUAAAGAUGUCGACGCCGUGGUCUUUCACCUGCUGGAUAUGUACUUUUGGGAAACUCCGCCCACUUAUCGAUCUCCUCAUCAAGUUUGGGUUGUUCACUCCGCAGAACCGCCACCGCAUUUGUAUUAUACAGGCCGGAGUUUAAGAUAUUCUCGGUAUGCUUUCAAUUGGACUUUGUCUUUCCGGAAAGAUGCCACUGUAUAUGCACCAUAUGGACGCGCGGCACCAUUGGACGCAAAUAUUGCAGAGGUGAAACGUAAAAAACUUGCUAAUAAGAAUUAUGCAGAAGGCAAAACAAAGAUGACGUAUGCUAUUAUAAGUAAUUGUGUUGAUGAUGCGGGAAGAUUUAGCUAUAUUAAAAAGUUGAGACAAUACACACCCAUAGAUCUGUACGGAAGAUGUGGAAAUCUUACGUGCCCCAGAAACAGUACUUGUGGGGAAAUGUUGAAGCCGUAUAAGUUUGCAAUCACCUUUGAAAACAGCAAUUGUAAAGAUUAUAUUUCAGAAAAGUUUUGGAAUGGUUUAUAUAUGGAAAGCAUACCAAUUGUCAACUGGAUUCCAGAACAAGUUCCCAGCAACGCUCCGCCCAAAUCUUACAUUAAUGUGCAUGAUUUUCCCAGCAUGAGCGAUUUAGCCAAAUAUUUGGAUUAUCUAAAUAAUAACGACAUAGAAUAUAGCAGUUAUUUUGAUUGGCGUAAAACGCAUUACGUAGUCCACGGUGACACCAUGUGGAAUCAGUUUUGUUACUUAUGUCGGGCUUUACAUAACGACUCAAUCCCUGCACAAGUUGUUGAUUAUCAAAGUUGGUGGUCCGAUGACGCAUGUAAAGAAUGGACGAUAUCCAGCAUGAUAACUAGAAGAAUAAAGAACUAUUUCAUGUAAUGAACUAUCAAUCCAUCCAAGUCAUUCUGAGUUCAUCUCAGGGAGCAUCCGAACAAAUUGCAUGUAUAUACAUGUACAGGUAUAUUACGUCAUCUAAUGACAUUCCUUUGUAUUUAUGUAUGUACAUGCCACUGUAUUUUUCUCAAUAAACUUCAUUUUUUGAA
Ostrea edulis (European flat oyster) is the source of this 1744-nucleotide messenger RNA. Its product is annotated as glycoprotein 3-alpha-L-fucosyltransferase A-like. Gene Ontology annotation, molecular function: alpha-(1->3)-fucosyltransferase activity. Lineage: Eukaryota; Metazoa; Mollusca; Bivalvia; Ostreida; Ostreidae. The record is from RefSeq and is a predicted model, not a curated record. The transcript is spliced from 3 exons. Gene Ontology annotation, cellular component: membrane. Bases 369 to 1580 code for a protein of 403 amino acids.